This is a messenger RNA of Letharia lupina, 813 nucleotides long. RefSeq lists its product as uncharacterized. The transcript is spliced from 2 exons. Gene Ontology annotation, molecular function: oxidoreductase activity, acting on NAD(P)H, oxygen as acceptor. NCBI's taxonomy places the organism in Eukaryota, Fungi, Ascomycota, Lecanoromycetes, Lecanorales, Parmeliaceae. Gene Ontology annotation, cellular component: intracellular anatomical structure. The coding region runs from base 1 to 813 and encodes 270 amino acids. The record is from RefSeq and is a predicted model, not a curated record.
AUGGCCCAACGAGAAGUAAUCUUGAUCACAGGUGCAAAUACCGGCAUCGGCUUCCAGAUCGUGAGGGCGCUUUGCGGCUCUGACAGAGCAUACAACAUUAUCCUCGGAAGCCGUUCACUCGCCAAGGUCGAAGAAGCUAUCAGCUCUGCCGUGGCAGAGUUUCCGUCUUCUCGUAGCAUCCUAACUCCACUCCAGGUCGACAUCGAGCACGGUGACUCGAUCAAAAAAGCCUUCGACGAAGUUCAAUCCAAAUUCGGAAGACUCGAUGCGUUGGUCAACAAUGCCGGUGCGCAAAUCGACCAACAGGUCGCCGCCGGACGAAUGACAGAGCGCGAGAUGUGGAAUCAAUCCUGGAACAUCAACACUGUCGGGACGCAAAUCAUGACCUCGACCUUCAUCCCCCUGCUCUUUCAAACCCCCAACCCACGCCUCCUCUUCAUCACUUCCGGAACCUCCAGUCUCGCAGGGACAGAAAACGUGGCCUUAUUCGUGAACAGAUACUCCCCCAAGGGCUGGCCAAAGGGCAACUUCGAUGGGAAGAGUUUUGAAAUUCCCGCAUACCGCAGCAGCAAGACGGGCAUGAACAUGAUGAUGCGGGAAUGGCACCGCAUGCUCCAUGAAGAUGGGGUCAAGGUGUGGUGUAUCUCGCCAGGUUUUCUUGCCACCGGCCUAGGUGGAGGUGCCGAUUUUAACAGAGAGAUGGGAGCUGGGGAUCCGUCGGUGGCGGGAAGUCUUAUCAAGAGUGUUUUGGAGGGCAGCAGAGACGAUGAUGUGGGCAAAAUUGUUCUGAAAGAUGGUGUGCAGCCGUGGUGA